UUAAAAAGUGCACUUUUCAGUGGUGGAUGCUGUUUGAUUUUGAAUAAUGUGUGCGAUUACACAAGAGCUGUUUAUCACAGUUGGAUUAUUUUGAAUUGCUAAAAUAACUGUAUAAGUUUGAACACAUGCACAAUCUGUUUGAUUAAAAAUUCAAAUGGAUUCAUACAUAUGGCGUUUCAGUUUGCGGAAGUGUGUGAUUGAAACAUUCACAUGGAAUUUAUAUACUUAUGUACAACAUGGAGACAGCCUGGCAACACUCUGACUCGUUUUUGUUAACCAAUUUAGCAAUGCUCGAGAAACAGCUACUUUGUGAUGUCACAUUGGUAGGAAAGCAUUCCACUGACCCGAUCAAGUGUCACAAAUUUAUCCUCGUCAGUCGUAGCUCAGUUUUCGAGGCCAUGUUAUGUGGACCACUUGCAGAAACAAAUGACGUCAUCAAUAUAUCGGAUAUUGAGGAAUCAAUCCUGAAAUCAUUUGUUAGAUACCUAUACAGUAACUGUGUUGAGAUCACUGCUGAGACAGUCCUACAUCUUAUGUAUGCGGCGAAAAAGUACGAUGUGCUGGGGUUACAAACAAAAUGUAGAUCGUUCUUGGAUAUUGAAAUGAGUGCUAUAAACGUAUGCACUGUCUUGGAUCAAGCCAUUGCGUUUGAUAAUAUGGAUUUUCAAAAAAUAUGUUUGAAACUUAUAAUGAGACAAUCGAAAGACGUUUUGGAAACAGAAUCAUUUGUCGAAAUAUCAAGGUCAGCACUCAAGGCAAUUUUAAUGUGUGACAAUUUUGGGACCAGCGAAUGCGAACUAUUCAAUGGAUGUAUACGAUGGGCAAGACACGCCUGUAAGUCCUCUAGUCGCAGUGAGACCGAUUCUGAUAUACGAGACGUACUGGGAAAAGAAUUGAUAGAUUUGAUUAGAUUUCCCGCUAUGUCUGGAAAUGAAUUUGCCGAGAAUGUAGCGGGAACAAGCUUGCUGUGUCAGUCGGAUAUCAUCGAUGUUUUCCGUUCCAUUAUUACACAGAAAACUGUUUCGUUAUUCAAGAGCGAGCCUCGUAUUAGUCUUACUAUGGAAUGUCUUUUUAUACGAUGUGAAACAUUUGUAAAUGACCGUGGAGGUGGUUUUUCUUUUGGUGUUAGCCCUCAAAUCAAUGUUAAGGGAAACAACUUUAGUUUUCUGUAUCAGAUGAUUGCGCUCUUAGUGGGGUCGCUAUGUGCUUACCUGUACACGAUGGUUCUACAAAAGCUACAAUUGAAAUAUUUGAAGACGGUUUGAAGGUCCACAAGACAACAGUAACCCUGAAUUUCAAUGGGAAUAAUUACGAAGUCAUUAAAAUAACAAAAAACAUUCCUUUAGUUAAGGGCAAACUAUAUACGAUAAAGGUACUAAACAGUGGUCAAAUUGUAUUCCGUUGCAAUGAAUUUGAGGAAGAAGUAAAACAUAAUGGUGUGACUUUAUUUGUUGCACCUGAGAGUCAAUUGUCCCUUGUGAUACCCGCACUGGAGUUAGUUAUUGAUCGAAUCGAAGUUUUAAAAAGUAGUUAAAUAACUGCUGCUUCGACUUAACUGGGCAGCACAUAUUGGUAUUAAAAUGUAUCAAUUAUAGUUAAAACUAUUAAACUUUGCAUGGAUGUUUUUCUAUCUUGAAUUUGGGGCAGUCAAUGAUUUGCCAAUUAAGAAACUGGCUGUCAUAUAACCCCAGAUACGGUACAAAACAAGUUUUCAGGUUCAUUUUAUAAUUCUAACUGUUCUAAUAUAUUUCAAUAAGUGGCAUUGUAGUGAUAUAAUCAUGCAAGGUUAUCUCAUACAAUUUUGAAUUAUAUCUUGUUAAAUAACUAGUUGCCUGCUUAGAACGUUUAUUGCAGGUUUGAAUAAUUGUGACUUUCUAUGUCCAGUGUACUGCUAGACGUAUUCCAUGCUGAACAAUUGACGGCAAGUCGAUGUGUUAUAUAUAAAUAUAUAAUCUCUGCAUAAUACACAAUUCAUUUGUAAUAAAGUGUGUUUUGUAAUUUUUCAUGUAUAUUGUUACACACAAGUCAUGCAAUUUCUAUAAAUAAAUAUCAUUAAAAUAUCAUGAAUACUUUUCAGACACUUGUAUGCAGCUUUUGUCGAUAAUGUAUUGUAAUGUAUUGCCUAUUGUUUAUAGUUUGGAUAGAUGUUGUUUUGUUGGUUCAUUUGUUAUGUUGAGCUCUUUUCAGUUGUAUGGAUUAAAUAUGUAUUAUUAAUUGUAAUUUCAUGUAUCCUGCCAAGUAUAUGCUAUUGAUAGUUGAUUUAUAAUAUGUUCUGACUUCAUGUUUACUGCUUAGUGUAUUCCGUGCUUUUAGACUGAAUCAUGUGUUGUUAAUUACUUAUACUAUUAUGUUUUGUUCAAGUCAUGCAGUUUUAAUUGAUAGUGUUUUGAUAUCACGUAUUCCGUUUUAUUUAUGUCAUGUUGGUUGGGUUGAUAAUGUGUUGACAUGGUAUGUCUUCUGCUAAGCAUAUUGCUUUAAGUUUUGAAUUAAACAAUGUUGUUAACGUGCAGUUUUAAUCGGUACUGAAUUCAUAUUGUAUAUAACUUUGCAUAUACUAUAAAAAAUUGAACAAGUUUUGCAACAUGUGUAAUCGGUUUAAAUACAUACAUUUGAAGUCGGUGUGAUUUUAGAAUAUUGAUGCAAUUUCAGAUAUCCAAACAGAUAUAACAAAUUUGUGUGGGGUACUGCGCAGGGUUUUAUUUGGCUGAUCGAAUAGCUAUUAAUAACGUAAGAUUAUGUGGUCUCAUAAUGUAUCUCCUGACCAGACUGCGAGAUGCGCAGACUGGCGUAAAACUACGCUGGCCGCAUAUGGCAUAAUACAUAUUUUCGAAAAAAGUGGUUUUUACAUUUUUUUUAUUUUUUUUAAUCAAUGGAUAUCUAAGCACAGUUCUUUUCGAUAGAAAAUACAAGUCAAACUUUGUAAUUUAUCAUCAUCAUAUUGAAGGCAAUACUGUGUUAUCUACGAUUAUCGAAAGUCCAUUAUGUCUUUCCCGGACCGAGUUCGGAGUCAAUAUACAAAGUUUGCCAUCGAUGCGAAAAGCUGGUUUUAAUAGUAAUAUAAGCAAUAUUUAAACAUUUAUGACUCAAAAUAAUUUCGUAAAUGAUCAAAGCAAACCAUUUGGUUGUUUUCUAUUUAGUUUAAGCGAAUAUGGUUAAAUUAUGCCAGAUUGUCAGUUUUUUUUCCAUAAACAGUGUAUUACUUAUCAUUAUGAAAUUGUACUGAAAUGGAAUUUAUCUGCAUAUACAAAUAAAACAUUUUUUUUAAA
Molecule: messenger RNA, 3266 nt
Organism: Dreissena polymorpha
Lineage: Eukaryota; Metazoa; Mollusca; Bivalvia; Myida; Dreissenidae
Product: BTB/POZ domain-containing protein 2-like
Exons: 3
Coding region: 228-1265 (345 amino acids)
Molecular function (GO): protein binding
Source: RefSeq, a predicted model, not a curated record